AUGCAAUAUUUACUCCCUAAACAUUUUGAGGAUGUUAAAGAAGGCUUACCAGGUAUUGCACUGCAAAAGUUAUCUGAACUUGCAUCAAUAGACCACUUAAAAUUAGUUACUGAGCUUCGUCAUUUCACAACUAUUUACUAUGAUAUUGUUGGACCUUUGAACAUGAAAACGAAACGUAUAUACAGUGAAGUUGAAAAUGGUGAAAACAUUCAAAAUUAUGAAAAUUAUGAAAAUGUUUCAUUCGAAUGGAACGAAUUUAAUAUUCAUUUGGAAAAUAAUGAAUCAUCAAAAUCAAAUCAUGACCGUUCUAAAUGUUUGAUCUGCGUUCAAAAACUACUCUACUCGUUAAAUAUGCAUUCUACUGCUUACACAAAUUUAUAUGCUGCAUAUGAAUUUGUUUUAAGUUUAUCAGUGAGUCAAGUUAACUGUGAACGUGCUUUUAGCACUCGGAAAAUUAUAAAAAAUCGGUUACGUUCCUCAUUGAACCAAGAACGAUUAGAGGCCUUUAUGAUGAUGUCGGCAGAAAAACAAGUUUUGGAAGAGGUUGAUUUCCAAGAUGUCUUAGAAAUCAUAAAAAAUUCUUCAUCGCUUUUAUUAAAACUUUUAUCUUGA
Molecule: messenger RNA, 612 nt
Organism: Myzus persicae (green peach aphid)
Lineage: Eukaryota; Metazoa; Arthropoda; Insecta; Hemiptera; Aphididae
Exons: 2
Coding region: 1-612 (203 amino acids)
Molecular function (GO): protein dimerization activity
Source: RefSeq, a predicted model, not a curated record